Saprolegnia parasitica CBS 223.65 is the source of this 978-nucleotide messenger RNA. RefSeq lists its product as hypothetical. The transcript has 4 exons. Gene Ontology annotation, cellular component: mitotic spindle pole; spindle microtubule; cytoplasm. Gene Ontology annotation, molecular function: microtubule binding. The record is from RefSeq and is a predicted model, not a curated record. The coding region runs from base 53 to 913 and encodes 286 amino acids. Lineage: Eukaryota; Oomycota; Saprolegniomycetes; Saprolegniales; Saprolegniaceae.
CACACCUUGUGGCCGCACGCGGUCGAGCAUCUUGCGUCUUGCCACGUCCAGCAUGCACCGUCUGGCCCGUGUCGCGCGCGCGGUGACGCCUGCCUUCCGCACCGCGUCCAACCUGGCAUUGCGAUCUUCGGCACCCGCCGCGCGCCUCCUGCCGCUGGCUGCUUUGGCGUUUGUCGCGACCGCGGCGUCGACGGCCAUGAGCGCGCCGAUCGAAUCGUCGCGGGCCAAGCGCGCGGAAGAGCUGUACAACACGCCGACGUACGACCGCCGGGAUUUGCUCUCGCACCUCCAAGCGCAAGCCCACGAGGAUCCGCGGGACGCCGGUGUGCUGUGGCGGCUCGCGCGGGCGGCGUACGACGUGGCGGGCCUUGGCUCGACGGCCGCGGCCGAGAAGAAGGAGCUCACGUACUUGGCGCACGAGACGAUCCAGAAGGCGCUGGCGCUGGCCGACGACGACUUUGCCGUGCAGAAAUGGUCGGGCAUCAUUCUCUCGUCGAUUGGCGACUACGAAGGCACCAAGGUCUCGCUGAGCAACUCGUUCAUCGUCAAGGCCCACUGGGAAAAGGCCAUUGCGCUCAACCCGCGCGACGCGACGUCGCACCACCUCCUCGGGCGCUGGAGCCUCACGAUCGCCGACAUUUCGUGGAUCGAGCGCAAGGUCGCGGCCGCCCUGUUUGGGACGCCGCCCCAAGCCACGUAUGCCGAGGCCCUUGCGCAUUUCCUCGAUGCCGAUACGAUUUCGCCCGGCUUUUGGAAGAAGAACACGUACAUGAUUGCACUCGUCCAGCACAAGAUGGGCCAUGCCGACGAGGCCAAGGCGUGGGUGGUCAAGGCGCUUGCGAUCCCGUCGACGUCCGAGGAAGAUGCGCAAGUGCAUCAAGACGCGCUCGCGCUCCAGGCCAAGCUCGGCUAAGCACCGUCGAGCCUCCGCAAAUGGAAACGAUAUGGAAUACAUGAAUGAAGAAUGGUGCUACGAAG